AAAUUGCACUACCACAUCAUACCAGCAUCUUCGAUUAGCAGAAAGCCAAAAGAAAAGACAGUCGGAAGAAAAAAUAUAAAAAAAAACAUGAGUUCGAAGGAAGCCCCAGUCAUUACAACUUCCCAUGAAGAUGAAGAAAUUUUGAAUGCCUUUGAGGUCCCCUCAAUGGCUUUUGUUCCCAUGGUCUUGAAAGGCGUCCAUGAGCUGGGGAUUCUUGAAUUGCUGGCCAAGGGUGACCAGCUCUCUCCGUUGGACAUCGUGGCCCGCCUCUCUAUCGACAACCCGGCCGCACCGGACACGAUCGACCGGAUGCUGCGGCUCCUUGCGAGUUACUCCAUCUUAUCGUGCACUCUCGUGGAGGAUAAAGAAGGCCGCCCCCAGAGGCUCUACGGCCUCGGGCCUCGGAGCAAGUUCUUUUUGGACCAGAAUGGAGCUUCUACUUUACCAACUCAUAUGCUACUCCAAGAAAAGACUCUCCUGGAAUGCUGGAACUGCCUUAAAGAUGCAGUUAAGGAAGGAGGGGCAGAUCCUUUCACCCGCAGGCACGGCAUGAACGUGUUCGACUACAUGGGCCAGGACCCGAGAUUCAACGACCUGUACAACAAGUCGAUGAGGACCGGGUCGGCGAUUUACAUGCCCAAGAUCGCUCAGCAUUAUCGUGGGUUUUCAAAGGCGAAGACGGUCGUCAAUGUGGGCGGUGGCAUCGGCGAGACCCUGAAAACCAUACUCUCCAAGAAUCCCCACAUCCGCGCCAUCAACUACGACUUGCCUCAUGUGAUCGCAACUGCUCCUCCCAUUCCUGGUAUUACGCAUGUUGGAGGAGACAUUCUAAAGUCCGUCCCUAAAGCGGAUGUCCAUUUCCUGAAGUCGGUUCUCCAUCGCGGGGAUGAUGAGUUCUGCGUGAAGGUGCUCAAGAAUUGCUGGGAGGCAUUGCCGCCGACGGGGAAAGUGGUGAUCGUGGAGGAAGUGACCCCGGAGUAUCCUGGGACCGACGAUGUCUCACAGACCACGCUCUUGAUGGACUUGAACUUGCUGAGGACAACCCCCAGCGGGAAGGCCCGGACGCAGAGGGAAUUCGCGGACCUUGCACGCGCCUCGGGGUUCCAUGCCCCAAAAUACGUUCUGCGCGUGUACAACCUGUGGUUGAUUGAGCUUCACAAGAAGAUGUGACGAUCGCAAUGGUCGAUAGCUUCUUCUCAGUUUGAGGAUGGCUUCACUACGUUAACAGAUGCAUUACUUAUGGUCGGAGUGUUGGUGGUAAUUUGAUGGAGAGACGCCAUUGUCUUAUGUUGUCGACAAGCAGUGGUUUGGUCCUUCCAAAUAAAAUAAGAAUUUCCCCUUUCUCUUUUCAAUUUAGGAUGUGUGUCUUAGCGACAAUUCCAUUCUCACCAAAUAAAUCUAAUAACUGUGGUUGUAGGUGUCA
Molecule: messenger RNA, 1423 nt
Organism: Eucalyptus grandis
Lineage: Eukaryota; Viridiplantae; Streptophyta; Magnoliopsida; Myrtales; Myrtaceae
Product: caffeic acid 3-O-methyltransferase
Exons: 4
Coding region: 88-1170 (360 amino acids)
Biological process (GO): methylation
Molecular function (GO): S-adenosylmethionine-dependent methyltransferase activity; O-methyltransferase activity; protein dimerization activity
Source: RefSeq, a predicted model, not a curated record